GUCCUCACCCUUGCUCUGCAACUCAGAACGGCAACUGCUGAGACCACCUCGAGAAGACGAUGAUCCUCAACAGAGCUCUGAUUUGGGGGACCCUUGCCCUGACCACCAUGAUGAGUCCCUGUGGAGGAGAAGACAUUGUGGCUGACCACGUUGCUGCCUAUGGCACAAGCGUCUACCAGUCCUACGGGCCCUCGGGCCAGUACACUUUUGAAUUUGAUGGAGACGAGGAGUUCUACGUGGACCUGCAGAAGAAGGAGACUGUCUGGCGGCUGCCUGAGUUUAGCCAGUUUGGAGGUUUUGACCCACAGGGUGGACUGAGAGAAGUGGCUACGGCAAAACACAACUUGGACGUCUUGAUUAAACGCUCCAACUCUACCGCUGCUGUCAAUGAGGUUCCUGAGGUGACUGUGUUUCCCAAGUCUCCCGUGGAGCUGGGUCAGCCCAACACCCUCAUCUGUGCUGUGGACAACAUCUUCCCUCCUGUGGUCAACAUCACAUGGCUAAGCAAUGGGCACUCAGUCACAAAGGGUGUUUCUGAAACCAGCUUCCUGUCCAAGGAUGAUCAUUCCUUCCUCAAGAUCAGCUACCUCACCUUCCUCCCUUCUGCUGACGACUUUUAUGACUGCAAGGUGGAGCACUGGGGCCUGGACGAGCCACUUCUGAAACACUGGGAGCCUGAGAUUCCAACUCCUAUGUCAGAGCUGACAGAGACUGUGGUCUGCGCCCUGGGGCUGGCCGUGGGCCUCGUGGGCAUCGUGGUGGGCACCGUCUUCAUUGUCCAGGGCCUGCGCCCAGGUGGUGCCUCCAGACACCAAGGGCCCUUGUGAGUCACACUCCAGAGGGAAGGUGCAUUGACAGUCUUUGAGGACAGAAGAGUGGACGUGCUAGAUGGCCGAGCACUAUUCUCUGACCAAGUUCAUCAUAUCCCAUCUCUCCUUCAAUGCACUUCCUCUUAUCUCUUCUCUGGGACUUCAGGCGCUAUUCUCUCAGAGCUCACAAACUCCUGGAAUUCUCCCCCUCACCUUCUGAUAUCUUUUCCUUUUCUCAGUCAUUAACCUACUAAGGGGAUCCCUGGGAUAUUCCAUCCAUCCACCUAAUUCUUCGUGACCCUAUCUCCAUGGGAGCGAUAAACCCCCUCUAAGAGGUCUUUUGUUGAAUUUUUCCCUUUCAUCACAGGGCCAACUAGGACCAUGGCUAAAAAUGGCAAACCCUUAUGCUUCAGGCCCCUUUGAUUUUAUUUUCCAGGUCAUAUUUCAUGCUCAGUAAUACAGGAGCAACAAAAUAUAGGCUGACAAUAUUUUGAUAUCUUAGAUGAGGUUAAUAUUUCUCUCUCACCCUGGCUGGUGCGGCUCAGUGGGUGGAGUGCCAGCCUCUGAACCCAAGGGUCCCUGGUCCCAUCCUGGUUGGGGCAUGUGCCUGAGCUGUGGGCCAGCUCCCCCAGCUGGAGGCGUGUGAGAAGAAAUCGAUCGAUGUUUCUCUCAUACAUCCAUGUUUCUUUCCCUCUCUUUCUCCUUCCCUUACCCCUCUCUAAAAAAAUA
Messenger RNA from Pteronotus mesoamericanus, 1538 nucleotides. RefSeq names its product SLA class II histocompatibility antigen, DQ haplotype D alpha chain-like. Gene Ontology annotation, cellular component: membrane; MHC class II protein complex. Bases 60 to 827 code for a protein of 255 amino acids. NCBI's taxonomy places the organism in Eukaryota, Metazoa, Chordata, Mammalia, Chiroptera, Mormoopidae. Gene Ontology annotation, biological process: immune response; antigen processing and presentation. The transcript is spliced from 5 exons. The record is from RefSeq and is a predicted model, not a curated record.